Messenger RNA from Tachysurus fulvidraco (yellow catfish), 1277 nucleotides. RefSeq lists its product as uncharacterized. Bases 258 to 917 code for a protein of 219 amino acids. NCBI's taxonomy places the organism in Eukaryota, Metazoa, Chordata, Actinopteri, Siluriformes, Bagridae. The record is from RefSeq and is a predicted model, not a curated record. The transcript has 2 exons.
CAGACGCUAACUUGUUCUCUAACAGUCAGAGGGUGGAUAAGAUUCCUGAGAAGUGAACAUUGUGAGGAAGCCAGGAAUCUGAGUAAUCUGUUAUUAGCACAGUGUCAACACAAAGCAGAAAUAUAACCCACACAUUUUCUAGAGGGAUCAUAAAGCGCAACACAGUAUAAGAGGUUGGUGGAAGUUCUGUGCGAAUAUUACAGUUGAAGACUUCAAGCAAAGAAGGAAAUAUAGAGAUCCUAUUAGAAGAUCCUACUAUGAGUAAACCAAAGACAUUAAAUGAAUUGAGGCAUCUUGAGGAGUCUGGAUUUGGUCAACGUCGUCCAAGACACGGCCUCAAGCUGCUUCACUGGUUUGCUAAUGAAUGUGUGGAUUUUGAUAAAAACAAUAUGAUGCGCUGGAAGCACAACCCAGAGGAAGGACAAUUUGAUAUCCACAGGUUCUCAAACAGAAUUAAGAAACAUGGUGAGAAUCUCCUGCCUGAGAAUAGGGACUAUUCCCACUACGAGGUGGGCAAUCUGAGCAGACCAGAAGCAAGAAAUCUGCCAGUUGACAUUCGGGAAGAUUACAAGAAAAAUCACCAGGAGAGCAACAUGGAUCGCAUCAUAUUCAGUGUUUGUUUUAAGAAUAUUGACAGAGUCUAUGUGACUGAGCACAGUGAUCAGGUAGAUUUCAACAAGGAAGCCACCUACGAAAUCAGCAGGGGUCUGAUUAUGAUUAUCAAGGGAUUGACUUUAAAGGACUUCCUCGAAAAAACUGGGUAUAACACAGAAGGUAUUUCACCGGUCCUGAAAGAAGACGAUAAGGAACCGUCAAAUAUUCAAUUGAGUGACCACCAGCAAGUGGACCCUCAGCUGAAUUCUGGAGGUUUAGGACCGGUCGUGGAAAAAGGUGAUGAUGAACCGUCAAACAUUUAAUUGAGUGACCACCAGCAAGUGGACCCUCAGCUGAAUUCUGGAGGUUUAGGAACGGUUGUGGAAGAAGACGAUGAAGAAUCUGAUGACAGUUUGAUGAAUUACGAACCUAACAACUGCUUCAAAUGUAUCAUACAUUAAACUCUGGGUAUAAAUGAGAAAUAUUUAAACUCUGACAGUGUAUAUGUAUUAACCCUCCUGCAGACCACCUGUUGUCUUUUCCUGCAUUCCUACAGCAUACAAAUUAGGAGCGCUGAGUCAAGUUGACCUUGUCUGUUUUUUCACCUUUCAUAGCCUUUUUUUCACCUUUUUUCCAACAUAUUAACAUAUAUUUUGCAAAAUGUUUUGUGAUAUUUGGUAUAA